This is a messenger RNA of Anopheles cruzii, 6444 nucleotides long. It is a transcript of the gene Rho1, whose product is annotated as ras-like GTP-binding protein Rho1. Gene Ontology annotation, molecular function: GTP binding; GTPase activity. The coding region runs from base 508 to 1086 and encodes 192 amino acids. Lineage: Eukaryota; Metazoa; Arthropoda; Insecta; Diptera; Culicidae. The record is from RefSeq and is a predicted model, not a curated record. Gene Ontology annotation, biological process: small GTPase-mediated signal transduction; cell migration. The transcript is spliced from 6 exons.
UACUUAGUAUAUAAAAGAGACAAAUGUUAGGCUAUUGGAGCUCAAAGUCUCUAUAAUUAUAAGAGAAAAAAAAACAGUCGUCACGGAAUUCGGAAUAAAGGCGUUGUUCGAUCGCGGGUUUUCAAGGGGCUUGCUGCCGCUAGUUGCAGCUCGGUUGGGCUUUUAGUUUUUUCGGUUGUUUGCACCGUGUGAGCACAGUGACUUUUGGCCCAAGUAAUCGAGUCCGAAGUGUUCUGUGAAAAACGUGUCACGAAAACAGCCGUAUCCUCCAAUAAUUUUCCGUUUUUAGUGUCUCUUGCUGACGAAGCACAGCUGAAGUGCUUUUUUAACUCGUUUCCAAAGCAGUGCGGAGCCUGUUGAGAUAUUUUAAUUUGUGUUCCAUCGCAUCACUUCGAGCAUACCACAGGUUGCCUUAGUGCUUGUCCAGUUGUCAUCGUCGUCGUCAUCAUCUUUUCGUGUACGCGUGAAAAAAGUUUACUGAAGAGCUAAAAGGCUGCAACGAAACCAAUGGCUGCUAUAAGGAAAAAGCUGGUAAUCGUUGGCGAUGGUGCCUGCGGUAAGACGUGCCUCCUGAUCGUCUUCAGCAAGGAUCAGUUUCCAGAGGUGUACGUGCCGACCGUGUUCGAGAAUUAUGUCGCCGAUAUCGAAGUCGACGGCAAGCAGGUGGAACUAGCGCUAUGGGAUACUGCUGGGCAAGAAGACUACGAUAGACUGAGGCCUCUGAGCUAUCCGGAUACGGACGUGAUCCUGAUGUGCUUUUCGGUAGACUCACCCGAUUCAUUGGAGAAUAUCCCGGAGAAAUGGACCCCUGAGGUCAAACACUUUUGCCCCAACGUACCCAUCAUUUUAGUCGGCAAUAAGAAAGAUCUUCGGAAUGAUCCUCACACAAUUAAGGAGUUGGCCAAAAUGAAGCAGGAGCCAGUCAAGCCACAGGAAGGACGUGCAAUGGCUGAGAAGAUAAACGCAUUCGCUUAUUUAGAGUGUUCAGCCAAGUCGAAGGAAGGUGUGCGCGAGGUAUUUGAAACUGCAACGAGAGCCGCGUUACAGGUGAAAAAGAAGAAGAAGAGUAAAUGUGUUCUGCUCUAAAAGAGUAAACAGCAUUGUGCUCCCAAGCAAAUGGCGUGUAUUCGUAUGCGAUGCUGCGUACACUGGAUUCCAGAGGAUGCGGCAUGUCGAUGGUCAAGCGUAAAGAAAACAAAAAAUAUAAAACGACAAACUCCCUCUACGACCCCCAAACAUUACCAUCUUGGUUAAUCGCUUCGGUUGCUAAAGAAAACAGUGAACAAGGAGGAUGAUAGGAAACAACCAACUAAAGUCCAACCACAAGAUUCCGUUUGUACCGCGAAGUGGUAGCAAACCGACAACAAGGCGAGAGAGGCGAGGACAACAACGAUGAGUCAAAAAAGAAAGGGGCACAGAUUACAGAUUUGGACAGUACUCUAGCACCACGCGAACAUGCAAAUUUAGAAAGAGCAGCAAGUGAAGCAGACGACAUGAGAGUAGUAGAUUAUUUGUGUUCUAACUCAGUUGCUUCUCCAUUACGAUGCUGAGAAGAAAAUGUAUUUGCUAUCUCCGGUAACCGAUGUAAUUAACUGCGUAAAGAAUGUUUGUUUUAUCAACAAAAACCAGACAACAACACCAGAGUUCGCCCAUAUUUGCCCAGAGUGUAGAACAGCCGCUUGGUCGAUAACAAUAGAGAAAAUCGCCAUUCUCGUCGACCAAUGGAUCAAGAAAUCAAUAACACGCCACACCAUAAGAAAUUAUGCGUAUAUGUAUGCGUCUGGCGUUCUGUUCUUUCUGCAUCAAUCAAAAACAACAAGACGCUGUCUCUGAAACACAUCCAAAUCUCGUCGAAACAAAAGGCUUAUAAUGAGACGAGGACAAUGUAUACCAUCUCGCUAAUGGAUUUGAAACAAUGAAAAAUCGCGCUGGUUCGAUUGCUUUUUCGAAGCAACUCGAUACUUUUACAUUGUGUAAUGUUCGUUUGCUUUUUCUUAUUCCUCGAAUCAGCUGUUACAGAUAUUUGUGCUUUGGGAAUGGACAAGAGUGCAAAAGCACGGUUUUGAUAGCGCAGGAAUAUUAUUCUUCUAAUUGUAUGGUCUAUGUUUCUCAUUUUUGGCUCCAUUUUUACUAUCAACACACACACACACACACACACAUCUAUAUAUAUAUAGCAUCAUAGCAUGGCAUCUAUUAGAUGUGUUUUUUUAUUAUUAACUAUUUGAUAAGAGGUUAAGUAAAUGUUGUGUUUGCAAAACGAUACAGCAAAAACAGAACACUAAGAAAAAUGAUAGACCAGGCCAUCUUGGGGAAAGCUUUUCUUCAUUUAUUGGGCACUUCAGAAGAGCGAAAAAGAACACAAGAUACACACAAACACGCGCAAACAUGUCCCGCGUACACAUACAGCCACACACACACACAUACACACGAGCACUGCACACUUUGGAUCAUGAUUGUUAUUCUGUUUUUACGUUGCGUGAACUCUGCAAGUGACGAGCAAGGUCCCAGUCUGCCAGAUAAAGGAGAAUGCAGGUUAAUGUAUCCGAAAUUACCACAAAACACGACUACCAACUUUUCCCACGAAAAGGCGAUCCGACAACAGAACGAAAACUUUCAAUUGAUAUCCGAUGCUUGUAAAUGGGUGUGUGCUUUGUGCAUUUGUGUGUGCCAAGUUCGUGGAUUCUUAAAACUUGUACGCUUACAACGGGUCGUGGCUGCGGCGCUCUGCGCGUAUGCAACAGCGAAGGACAUCGAGAGUAAAAGAACAAAAAAAAACCAUAAGAGCGCAACGUCAAUGGAUACAAAUGAUUAAUGGAAAGGAUACGGCAAAAAAGAGUUGAAACGACCAUAAUAAGUUGAGGAUCGCGUAAUAAGAUCGAGGGGUGGAAAGUUUAGGCUAGUAUAGAGUAACACAGAUUAGCGAAGCGAAGAGUCAGAAUUUUAAAAGAGAAAGCAAGAAGAAGAAUAAAUUCUAACCAAUGAUAAAUGGAACAAAAACGCAUAAAACGCAGCUCCUCUUGUGGAUAGUCGGCUCCUGUCGGGAGUCGAUCGUCUCUUAGUGUUACUUGGGAAAUAAAAUCGAUGUGCACACACUCGACGCCGAACGAAUCGCGAGCAGCCGUGUAACUGCGCAUCGUAGCUAUCUCCAUCGUCACAUGAUUUGUUGUGCGUGCACGGAUCAUUCCGCGAAUCCGUCACCUAUUUCUCGCUCUUCCCCUGCGCACUGUUUUCGAUUGAUAAGCGUUGAAUUUCGCGUAAAGCUCACAAGGAGCGUAUACCAAAAAGGAUGCCUUGUAGAAUUGUCAUACGAAAUCUUUAACGAAUGGCGACAGUUGUGAGAACUUUUUUCACCACGAAAUACCCGAAUCGAUCCACGGAAGAAAGUGGCGUGCGUACUGCGUACGCAUCUCCAGCAGCAGCAAUCAAUUCUUUCUCUACAAUCGUGCUUUGCAUUUUGCAUUUGUGUCAUCCUGUUUUGGAUAAUGACGUUGGAAAGAUAGCUUAGAACACAUUGGCUUAACCUUUGUCGUCACAUGUAUAUGUUCAUCUCGCCAGUGUCUGCCGGAGUGUAUGCCAUGGGCAUAACUUUCGCACUUUUGGGCAAUGGCGCACAAAAACGCAGGGAGAAUGUUGUAACAAACUAUUCUUUGAUGUGACUGUCCAUUGAACUUCAAUUUGCCCUUGAAUUGCCGGUAUUGCUUAACCAACGGAGUAACUUUGCACAAUUUGUGCGGCACGAUGUGCGAACGAUAAAAAAUCAGAGAUACAAAAUACGGAUAACAGAAAAUCAGAUCUUGUUGGCAAAGGGGAAAAGCCAACAAACCAACAUAAGCUAAUCUUAACAAAUUAAUUCGAAUCGGGUAUUUUAGCACAUUUAAAUAAUAUUUCAGAUUAGCUAGGUUAGGUGCUUUCGUGAGAGUGUAGCCAUUGCGAGUCGAACGAACGAUCAUCCUUCCCGGCAGUUCAGGUUCGAUCGAUAACCCAGCUAACCAAGCUAACCAAAAUCUUCGUCAUAAUACGGUGUGAUCAAAUGAUUGAUUUAUUUCGUUUGGGAACAGUAGGCCAUCUUGACGAUCGUUUAUCAUUUGCAGCGACAAACACACUCACGAAAGCAAUUCCGCCAGCAAUAGAAAUCGCUUUACCGAAACGAUGCAGUAUAUACUCAGCGCAGUUUACGAAACGGACCGGCGUCCAAUCUGCUAUUUAUUGUCUGCUAAAGAACAACGGUAACCACUGAGAAAGACGGUAAAGAAAGUACCCUUAACUUACAACUGGUAAACGUAGAGAUUUACAAUUCACAUUAUUACAAUCCUCCCCACCAAUGGUUAUACAUAUACAUGCCACAGAAACGAAUCAAAACACAAAGGAUUAGAGUUUCCCGUUUUUACACAAUGAUGAUGUCAAUCUGUGACCAAUGAACCACGGUGUCGGAGCGCCGUGGAUUUUAUUGAAGAAAACAGACUAAAGGGAGGAUUCAGGGCAAGUAGAUUUUUUGUGGGUGUUGUGGCGCGUGACCCAGCUAAUAUACGACUGACCGCAAUUACACACACACACACACACACAUACACACAUUCUAAUUAAGAUCACAAUCGGCACAUUUUAUUAUACAAUACCACAGUAACUCUAUUUCUAAACUUCUGCAUAACUUGUAGCGUCGAUCAUCGCACAGUGUUUAUCGUCCGCUUUUGUGUUUGGAACCAAUUUCCUCUUCAAGAAUUUAAACUGUGAAGCUAUUUUGAUCGCGAGAAACAAAACAGUCGAGAAUAAUCGUCGAUACAGUAUGUGGAAGGGCCAUGAUAGUUAGUUUGAAACUGAAAGCGGCUUGGGUUGUGGAAGAAAUGUGACGAUUGUUGUUACUCCUAAUACUCUCAUUGUCCAGUUUUGGGAUGCCACGCAACACAGCAAAUGCUAGAGAAGAGGUCGUCACUAUGUUUUUGAAACGGGAUUAGUGAAUGAUACGGUAGUUAGGACACGAUGAGCGAACCAGUCGAAGGUCCCUUACGGCACCGAAUUGGGUUUUUGUAUCGGACAUCGUAGAAGAUGGCACAAGGCCUUCCAGCAUGAACUUGCUAAUCGGAGACGAACUGAGCAUAGCUUAUCAUCUUUUCUAAAGUAACUACUAGAUACUAGAAAGAGUAGAAUUUUUUACUGCACGACUUUCUUUUUGUACUAUCUACGAUUGGGUUAUAUGAAUACUGUUUAACAAUGAGCGAUUUGGGGUUUUACCCGUGCUUUUGGGAAUGUCUGAGGCCAAUUUGCCCGAAGCCUGAAGAAGAAAAUAAACUGGGAUUAAUAAUGUGUGUUUCUUCGUAUGUUUACACUUUAUUUUAGGAAAAUUGGCGCUUCAGAAACAUUACCGGUUUACCGAUCGUUAUCACAUUAUCACGCCUCGGCAACAUGAUACUAGGCAAAGCCGAACUAAAUAACAUUAAUUACAAAAUAUUUAUGCUUUUGACAGACACAAAUUUCGCCAUUUCGCAUUCGAUAUUUGCAUAGUGUCGCAGGAACACAGGACAUACGCAAUUUCGCUUUUUUUUGUGCUGUGUAAAAUGCCCUCAUUGAAUAACGGCCCUUAAAAUCUACCUGGUGUCACAGACGGUACUUGGAAUGUUACCAAACAUUAACAAAAGGAUGAAGUAAAUACACAAAUUACCAUUUCCAUAGGCUUACGCAAUCGAUGCUGCUUACCGAUGCUGAUACGGUUAACCGACUUAAAUUCUUCACUCAUAACAACACUUCAUAUAGGUGAAUGGUGAUAGUGGGCGAGAACCUUUGGUCAUGAUCAAUACAUACUUACCAUAAAAAAAUUUGAACCCAAAGCCUCAAUUUUACACACCGAGAAUGUGCGCGCGCUCUUACAUCUCUUAGAAAUAUAGAUAAAAGAAACUAAUUACAACAGACAGGUAAAAAAUGUCGAAAACAGCGAGGGAAGAAAGUCCAAAGCUACGUCGUCAAAAUUCGUAGUCGAAAGUAGUGUAAGAAAGAUGCGCGCGAAGAAAUUAAAUGCAUGGGAGAGCGAAAACGUGUUUGAAUGGGACAUUUUUAUGUGCAACCCAUUGUUCCUGAAACGGAGCAAAGGAGAGACCGAUGCACCAAAUCAGGUACAGCAAAAUCAGUUUUUGGCGAGCUGAGUUCCUACUUUGCUAUUCGCCGAUGAAUGCAAGUAUUUAAAAGCAGAUACCGAAAGAAUGCUACAUUAACCGAUAACAAAUGCAACUAAACGUCGUAAGCGAUAGGGAGUGAUAAGUUUUGAAAUUCUGCUUGGGAUAUAAUGGGUAACGGAAAUCAAGGGCCGUUUGCCGAGCAAAGAAUCGGUGGGCGAGGGUUUAUUAGAAACAAAAAAACUAAGCAAAACCUAUGGAAGAUGUUUUUAAAACUUUAUUAAUUGCGAAACAGACGAAAGCAGCCGAGAGUAAAGGGAACGUCGAUGAGAAAAGAAAUAAA